AUGCUCACGACCGACACGGCAGCGCCGCCUUUUGACCAGGGUUACAGUAACAAUCCGUACAAUUCGCGCAAUAAAUUCUUCAACGAUCGCUCCUACGACCCUUCCGUGCCAGUCGACUCGUCCCGAGCGGCGUCGGGUGUCCCAAACGACCCCAAUUCACGCUACUACGACUACGAAUCUGCCUAUUCAGCCGCUGCCGCCUCCUCUUCGCUCAUGAACGGCAUCGUUGGGCCCGCCCAGCCGGGCGCGAUGUAUGUCCGAGCUCUCUACGAUUACGAAGCUGACGAUAGGACGAGUCUGAGUUUCCAUGAGGGAGAUGUUAUCCAAGUUAUCAACCGCCUCGACAGUGGCUGGUGGGAUGGAGUGAUUAACGGUGUUCGAGGCUGGUUCCCAAGUAAUUACUGCCAGGUCAUAACAAGUCCCGACGAACUUCCCGAUACCAUUCUGCACGCCGCUGCCGCCGACCAUGCGGACGACGAACUGGUCGAGGAAGGCGAGGCGUACGAGGAGGAGUUUGAGGAUGACGAAUCGGAUCCGGAUGGCGUCGACGGCCUGCCUCUCGAGGGCAUCGAGAGCGAGGAUAGGUCGAGGUCGGAUUUCUGGAUUCCGCAAGCCACACCCGACGGCAGGUUGUUUUACUACAAUAUGAUGACAGGCGACCGCACGACCGAGCUACCCCUCGAAUCACCCAGCUCCUCAGCCGAUGCCGGGCCUAGGGAUCGGAGCGGCACGAACGUUUCCAUGCCUGACGAGACACGGCCACCCCCCGAGAUGAUGGCAAGAGGAGGCUUGACACGAGAUGAGGAACAGGAUUCCGAGGCGAACUCGGCUUCCGAGAUAGAAGGAGAGAAUAUUCUCGCUGGCCCACGGGGUGCUUUGAGCUCGUUCAACGAUACACUCUCACCCUCGGUCUCGAUGGAUUCCAUCAAUGGCAUCUCCCCAGUCGCUCGCGGUAACCGAGGCGAUCCAUUUGCGAAUGGCGUGCCUACCGGUCAAACACCCAUGAUAGCUUCCGCUACCUCGUUUACUACCUCACCUUACUCCCUCCCAGCUACUACUUCCAUCCCACGAUCCUUCUUUGAUGACGGCCAGACCCCUCCCCUGACCUGGACUCGCCUUGUACAAAAUAUGAAGAGAGCUAUCGACCGGUAUCGCGAAGCGAUAACCAGCAACCGCCGAUCCGAAUACGUAGCCCGCGCCGAAGACAUAUCUGACCACCUACGCCUUCUCCUAGCUGCGGGUUCUGGAACAACAGAUAACCACUCUGGCCAGCCGUCCAUCAUUUCGCAAAAUAAAGCUCUAUAUCCUCACUUUAGGGACAUGAUGUCCAAAUUCUCCAAACUCGUUAUAUCCUCCCACAUCGCCGCCGCUGACUGGCCGAACGCCGAGUCCGUACAAAAGUGCUUGAUGGAAGCCGAAGGUGUCUUCCAAGGUGUCUUCAACUAUGUAGAAGUAGCGCGGCAACAACGAGGAGAGGAGAUCCCCCGUCUCUUUCCCGGAUUCGUUAUUGGAAGCAAUACCGGCGGCAGCUGGCAGAACAAUGGCUUAGGACCCCGGGAUCCGAUUAUGACCAACUUCCUUGAUGACGAUGAAGGAGUUAUGGAACCUUCGGCGAUUUUGGAUGCGAAGCUUCUUGAGAGGCUAGAUGAGCUCAAACGUAUGCUUGUUUCGAGCAUCCGAGAGCUUGAUAAGCAGCUGGUCAUAACGGACAAAAUCGUAACACCCUACCGGCAUGAGCUCGUCGGAAACAACGUCUGCACUGCUGGGACUAAGGUGCUGGAGACGUUCAAGCCUUGGAUCGCUAUGAUCGAGUCCAUCGACUUGUCAGUUCUGGGAAACACCUUCCAGACCCCACAGCUAGCCGACUUCAGCACGAACAAGCAAAGUUUGUACGAUAACCUGUCGGAUUUAAUUCUAGGAUGCCAAGCGGUCGCGGGUCCUCUUGCGGAUGAGUGGGCCGAAGUACACGGCGAGGCGCUGGAAAACCGACUAGAGUAUGUAAGGCAGUGUGCCAGGGCGCUCGAGACUAACUCGUCACACGUCGGUUUCUCACUGCAGCUCCUCUCGGAACAGGUCCAGAUUAAUCUCCAGGCGCAGCAGAACAGCAUGAGGCAAAGGGAGGACCAAUUGGUCCGCGAGCAGCUCCAGAGGUCCCAGACCAUGCCAUACGGCGGCCAGCCCCAGCGGACCGAUUCCCGUGCUAUGCCGAUACGGCAACCUCUCUUGCAGAGCCAAUCGUUCGGCGGCGAUCUUGAUCCUACCGCGCCAGGGAACUUCCGGAAAGGCGACUAUAGUAGCUCUAAGCUUAAGAAGAUCCUCGGUGAAGAUCCCUCGGCUGAGGCUGGCAUGGGCAUGGGGGCUGGAGACGAUACGCCACCAUACCUCCGACUCGACUACGAACACGAGAUCGCGUGGGAAUUCAAGACCCAACCCCCCACCGUCAAGGGUGGUACCCUCCCCGCUCUCGUGGAGCAGCUCACUCGUCACGACAAGCUGGAUUCUGGCUUCACGGACACCUUCCUACUCACGUACCGAUCAUUUACAACGGCCCGAGAACUGUUCGAGCUCCUUGUUAAGCGGUUCAACAUUCAACCGCCCGAGGGCCUAACACAGCAAGACUACGAAGUAUGGAGGGACCGAAAGCAAAAGCUCAUUCGGUUCCGAGUGGUCAAGAUCUUGAAGAGCUGGUUCGAUAACUUCUGGAUGGAGGAUUACAACGAGGAGUCUAGGGCGCUAAUUCGCGACGUGUACAACUUUGCGAGGGACACGGUCAAGUCGACGGAGACUCCCGGCUCGGCGCCACUCAUGCAGGUCCUCGACCAGAGGCUCAACGGAAAGGAGGUCGGCGUCAAGCGCAUGAUCCAGACUCUCAACCAGAACAGCCCUGCGCCCAUCAUGCCGAGGAGCAUGAAGAAACUCAAGUUCCUCGACAUCGACGUGACCGAGUUCGCCCGCCAACUGACAAUUAUCGAGUCUCGACUGUAUAGCAAGAUUAAGCCUACCGAGUGCCUCAACAAGACUUGGCAGAAGAAGGUGGGCGAGGGCGAGCCCGAGCCAGCGCCGAAUGUCAAGGCGCUCAUCUUGCACUCUAACCAGAUGACCAACUGGGUUGCGGAGAUGAUUCUUGCGCAGGUCGAUGUGAGGAAGCGAGUCGUGGUCAUCAAACACUUUAUCUCCGUUGCUGAUAAAUGUCGUGCUCUGAACAACUUCUCCACUCUUACCUCUAUUAUCUCAGCCCUUGGAACUGCGCCCAUAGCACGUCUGAAGCGAACUUGGGAUCAGGUACCCCAGAGGACACAGACUGUCCUUGAAUCUAUGAGGAAGCUCAUGGCCAGUACCAAGAACUUCGGUGAAUACAGAGAAGCCUUACAUGCGGCGAAUCCACCUUGUAUCCCUUUCUUUGGCGUCUACUUGACCGAUCUCACAUUCAUCGAGGACGGUAUCCCCUCCAUCAUCAAGAAAACGAACCUCAUCAACUUCUCCAAGAGAGCCAAGACGGCCGAAGUCAUCGGAGACAUUCAGCAAUACCAGAACGUCGGCUACUUACUGCAGCCGGUGACGGAGCUCCAGGAUUACAUAUUAAGCAACAUGCAAGCGGCUGGAGACGUGCACGAGAUGUAUGAUAAGAGUCUCCAGGUGGAGCCUCGUGAGCGCGAGGAUGAGAAGAUUGUUAGGGUGCUGGCUGAGUCUGGAUUCCUUUGA
Messenger RNA from Scedosporium apiospermum, 3702 nucleotides. RefSeq lists its product as uncharacterized. Gene Ontology annotation, cellular component: plasma membrane. Lineage: Eukaryota; Fungi; Ascomycota; Sordariomycetes; Microascales; Microascaceae. The record is from RefSeq and is a predicted model, not a curated record. The transcript has 5 exons. Gene Ontology annotation, biological process: Ras protein signal transduction; positive regulation of GTPase activity. The coding region runs from base 1 to 3702 and encodes 1233 amino acids. Gene Ontology annotation, molecular function: guanyl-nucleotide exchange factor activity; protein binding.